AUGCACAAACACACUAACCGCAAAGUCUCUCCGCCAGGUCCAUCCUUCAUGUCCAAUGAUCAAGUUGCAACGUACUUGAAGGACUUAAGGGCCAAUCGCCCCGCGCGCCCGACAGGCUCCCGACCCUAUCCAGGGAGAGCCGCCGCGUCAACAACCAAUGUCCCCGCCAAUCUUCCCCCAAGGGCAUCCUCGGCCUUCUCCAUGCACCGUCCGGUCGAGGAUGAAAUCGAGGACCAUCCCCGCUCGGAGAGUGCCAUGUCUCAUCGCCGAGCUACCUCACAGGUGUCGGGUACCGCCAUGGGUCGUCCGUUAGCCCAGGAGCCACGGACACAUUCAGUCCGAAAGAACGUCUUCCCCGCACAGGUCCACGCACGCACAAUUCCAAUCCCACCAUCUCCAGCUCCCUCUUACCAAGAGGACGGUCAACGCAGACAUGAAAAAGAAGAAGCCCGGUCACUACGUGACGCCUUGCAGAAAAUGGAUCUGCAAGAUGACGUGGGUCUUCACCAGGCUGCCCAGGACGAGGCCACGGAACUGGUAUGGAUGCACCAGAACCCCGGAAAGCAAUUUAAGAACCCAUACGCGCCAUAUCAGAACCCGGACGUGAACAGGCGGAGCGAGAGUCCGGCCCGAAGUGGUUCGCGGGGUAAUGAGUCCUCUCAUAGAUUCAGCCAGUCGGUGGGGUCAAUUGGAUCGUCCAACAGUCAAUCAAGCCCAGAGUCAUUGCGCAAGCGAUCCUCCUUGGCUGGAUCGACGAAGAAGAAUCUGAAAGUGAACUUCAAGCUACCUGACGAGGAGCCGCCCGUUGAACCAAUUGCCCCAAAGCAACGUACGGUCAGCAACGAUUCCUCCAAAGGAGUGUUCCGAAACCCCAAUGAUCAUAUUUACGAGGAGCCCGUCGAUGCGAAGAAGGAGCAAGAGGUGCCGGAUUUCACCAGGUCCGACUCCUCGGCGUUGAGAAACAAGCCACGCAACGCUUUCGGUCGUAAUCCUAAGCCACUUCCGUGGCUGCGAGAUAGGGGGACCAACAGUGUUCCCGUUUCGGACAGAAUCUCAAAAUUCGAAAUCCAUAAGAACCCGCCCACUCAGUCGCGCAACGCGGGGUACACGCGAAAUGAGAGUACCCCUACCCCUCCGCCGGAAGAACCCAAAGAGCAGCCUGUUCCCAUGAGGGACGGAAGAGAGAUCCGCAAUGAUGAUAUUCGGGCUGCCACCAGUAAGAGACGAGGGGACCGCAGUGAAAAGCUCCCCAUGCCUUCAGCUGUCAGCGAUCGAAUGGGGCGUCCAAUCGUGAGCUUCGAUCAAACCUGGAAACCGGCUGAACAGCCGAAACCGGAACGUCCAACGAUGCCCAUUAUCGAAAUUGCUGCGCCCUCCAUUGAAGUCUCGGCUCCCUCAAUCGAGGUAUCCGAGCCUCCUCCCAUCCCCGUCAUCAACGUCCCCGACAUCAAAGUGCCUACAAUUUCCGAAAUUGACGCGCCCUCCGAACACAAGCAAAAGUCGCCUAGGCCAAUGCCACAGCCCCCCAGAACAAGUCCAACAAAACAAGGAUUCCCGAGACAGCCAGCAUCCGAGUCGCAGAACCGUUGGUACACGCCCUAUUCCAGAUCCGGUGCCCCAACCGCAAGUUGCGAACUGUGCUCCCUUUCAAUCUCAGGCAAGAUUGUCACGGCUGGUGGAUGUCGCUUCCAUCCUGAAUGUUUUACCUGUCACCACUGUAACACAGCGCUCGAGUGUGUGGCUUUCUACCAAGAGCCCGAGUCUAGUCGGGACGAGAGACUGGCAACCGAAGCCAACGACCACGAAGCUCGCGUGCCUCGGUUCUUCUGCCAUCUAGAUUUCCAUGAAAUGUUCAGCCCCCGCUGCAAGAGCUGCAAGACCCCCAUUGAAGGAGAAGUGGUGGUGGCAUGCGGUGCCGAAUGGCAUGUCGGCCACUUCUUCUGCGCCGAGUGCGGCGAUCCUUUCGACUCGCAAACGCCUUUCGUCGAGAAAGAUGGCUUUGCUUGGUGUCUCAAAUGUCACUCGCGACGCACAGCGCCCCGCUGCCUAGGCUGUAAACAGCACGUCCUCGAAGAGGUCGUCAUCACGGCUAUCGGCGGUCAGUGGCACGAGCGCUGCUUUAACUGUCACGAGUGUGGUGAUGGAUUCGGCCCCGAGGGCCGUUUCUUCGUCCGCGAAGGUGAACCCAAGCGGACAGCCAAGGGCCGCAUCAUUGGUGGGCCUGUGCAGCUGGCUAUCUGUGAGCGCUGUGAGGGUAUUCGUCUCAAGGCGCCGGGGAUGUGCUAA
Molecule: messenger RNA, 2286 nt
Organism: Penicillium brevicompactum
Lineage: Eukaryota; Fungi; Ascomycota; Eurotiomycetes; Eurotiales; Aspergillaceae
Product: LIM domain protein
Exons: 3
Coding region: 1-2286 (761 amino acids)
Source: RefSeq, a predicted model, not a curated record